UGCAUUGUUUGCAACAAAUCAUUACACAAAAUCAAUCAUAAUCAUAAUUCGCGUAUAUCAGUGUCCCGAAACAUGGGGAAGGUAACAACAAACAGUAACCGCAGGUCAAGAACUCCUAAUUGGUCAGCAGACGAAAAACAGUAUCUUCUAGAAUUGAUUAAGAAUCGUAAAGAAGUGGUUGUGACCCUAACUAACAAUGGACCUAAUCAUUCUGUAGAAAAAGAAGUGGCCUGGAACGAGAUUCUAAGAGAGUUAGCGUUAAAAUUUGGAAAUAAAUUUGUAGGGAGUUCUAUUAAAAAGGUGAAAACUCAAUGGCAAAAUAUGAAGAGAAUAGCGCGUGAAGAAAUAUCCACAAACGGACCUGUAGUUGAGAGUUUCACAAAACAAUCAGUUGAGGUCUGCCAGAUUUUGGAUAUGAUUCAGGAUGGAGUAUUGGUUGUUACCCCAGAAACUCCUAAACCACCUACAGUGACUCCAAAUGUAGAGAUAAAAACUGAACGCCUUGAAGAUGAAACUCCAAAUCAGGCCAGUGGUAGCUGCCAAGAGGAACCUAUGGAAACCACUUAUGGGCAGCUGAAUGUGACAAACAAUAAUAUGACUCAGCUUGAAUCUUCUUCAUCAUUCAGUGAACAAGCGUCUGAAGUUUAUGAGGAAAAUUACAUGGAACAUUCUGCAAGCCCCGAGCAUCCUAGAUUGAAUAAAAAGAAUGCUUCUGUUAUGACUGAAACACCUACAGCUCAGGAUUCUACAAUCUUAAACCCUUUCCAUAGAAGCCUUCAAGAGUUUUUCAGAUAUACAUCCAUUGAGAAGCAAUUAAAACUGGAAACACUUAAAGAAGAACGCCAGGUGGCAAGAGCAAUGAGGGAGACAGCAGAAUUAAACAAAAUUAUUGCUGAGCAACGGCUAAAACAUCUUUUGUGGUUGAAAAAUCAAGAAAUUCUGAUGCAAAGUGGUGACCCAGGGGCUGGAGCUGGCAGGGGCGGUGGCGGUGGUGGCUCCAUCCGGGAGGCUGGUGGUGCCUUUGGAAAGAUGCAGGCUGCCCGUGAAGAUGAGUUUUUCUACAAGAAGACAAAGGAGCAGUUGGCGAACCUGAAGGACCACCUCGGGAAGGAGAUCAGCUUCCACCAGGAGCAGAUCAAGCGGCACGAGGAUGCCAUCCGCCGCCACAAGGAAACCAUGGGCAGCAUGGACAAGAAGGAUUAGAUACAACACUCACACUUUUAUAAGAGGACAGAGAUCUGCUUGACCCUCUGUAACUAACUUAAAGACAGAUGACUAAAGUGCACUAUCUAAUAAUGUCACAAGUUAUAACUAUGUAUUUGGUUUGGCCACAUCUGUGCCUUACUUUAAUAAUGGUCAUUAUUAGCCAUCCUUACGCCAUUGUGCUUUUAACUUUUAUAUGUUUACAGUGAAAAAGUCUUAAAAUUUUAACUCUCUAUUUUUUUUUGUUAUAAUAUGACUUGAAAUUAUCGAAAUUUGGUUGGAUCUUAUGUAUGUAACUGUUAAGGCUGUCUUAAUGUUAAUGGAUUAAGUUUUUUUCGCUUUUAUUUUGAUUAGACUAGAAGACUUGAAUACUAGCAAUUAUAUUGUUUAUCGAGUACUUAAA
This is a messenger RNA of Plutella xylostella (diamondback moth), 1606 nucleotides long. RefSeq lists its product as uncharacterized. Gene Ontology annotation, molecular function: ATPase inhibitor activity. Gene Ontology annotation, cellular component: mitochondrion. Gene Ontology annotation, biological process: negative regulation of ATP-dependent activity. Lineage: Eukaryota; Metazoa; Arthropoda; Insecta; Lepidoptera; Plutellidae. The record is from RefSeq and is a predicted model, not a curated record.